AUGGAUCAUAAGUUCUUUUGCCUUUCUGCACUUUUUUGCACAAUCUGCUUAUCUUCAGCCAUUAAUGCCAGACCCGAUUACAGUUACCCUGAUAAACCGGCUGAUAAUGGAAUGUUGAGUUACAGUUUUUAUGAUAAAUCUUGCCCUAAUUUGAACAUGAUAGUGAGGUCGGGUUUUUGGGCUGCAUACAAAAAUGACGCCAGAAUUGCAGCAUCCCUCCUUCGUUUGCACUUUCAUGAUUGUUUUGUAAAUGGAUGUGAUGCUUCUAUACUUCUUGAUGACACUAAAGAUUUCAAAGGGGAGAAGAAUGCUUCACCUAAUCGCAAUUCAGCUCGAGGAUUUGAAGUUAUUGAGAGCAUAAAAGCAGAUUUAGAAAAAGCUUGCCCGAACAUUGUAUCGUGUGUUGACAUAUUGGUUCUUGCUGCAAGAGAGGCGGUUGUUAUGUCUGGUGGACCAAAUUGGCCUAUUUCAUUGGGUAGAAGAGAUGGAGUAACUGCAAGUGAGAAAGCAGCAAAUGAGCAGUUGCCAUCACCUUUUGAGCCACUGGAAAAUAUAACUGCCAAAUUUGUAUCUAAUGGUCUUGAUGUCAAGGACGUGGUUGUCCUUUCAGGAGGACAUACUAUAGGUUUUGCUCAGUGUUUCACAUUCAAGAGAAGACUCUUCAACUUCAAAGGCACCGGCAACCCAGACCCAACACUUGAUUCUUCGUUACUCUCAAACUUACAAAACUUCUGUCCAAACGUUGAUGGAUCAAACAACAAAACUGCUCCACUGGACUCUCAAUCUGUGUACAGAUUUGACAAUAUGUAUUACAAGAACAUCGUCAACAAUGGAGGCCUUCUUGAAUCUGAUCAAGCUUUGAUUGGGGACCAAAAAACUGCAGCCAUGGUUAAGGAUUACAGCGCAGACCCGUUUCUGUUUUCAAGGGAUUUUGCUGCAUCAAUGGUGAAGCUUGGGAAUAUUGGCGUGUUAACGGGACAGGCAGGGCAAAUCAGAAAAAAAUGUGCCUCUGUCAACUAG
This is a messenger RNA of Fraxinus pennsylvanica, 1020 nucleotides long. The record is from the annotation of a GenBank genome assembly. Lineage: Eukaryota; Viridiplantae; Streptophyta; Magnoliopsida; Lamiales; Oleaceae.